GGCUGCCCUCUGGGCCAGUCGGCAAGUCGAGACUAAGAAGAUGGCCGCCGUGUACGGUGGUAGUGUCGCUAUUGUGUAGUGUGUCCUAAGCUUUUGGCAGCUUCUGCCGUGCGCGUUCGCGAUUACGGUAUCGCGGCGGCUGCCCUACUGCCGGGGAGGGUACCGCCGGACAUCGCGCACCCUUGCAACCGGGAAGUGCGCCGAGCUGCGACCGAAAGCGGAUUACGAGGCGCAGCAGGAAGAGGAGGAGACGGAGGCUAACGACGGCAACGGGGACGUACACGAGGACGACCGCCGAGGGCCGCCGACGACACGAAGAUGCCGAGCGCGUCGUUCUCGUCGUCGCGCAGCUACGUGCGGAGGUCGCGUCGGAAAAACGGAAACAGGAUCCCUUUGCCAUCCACGACGAGAACUACGGGCGAGGCAGGCGACGUGCCGUGUCCAGCGUCGAAUCAGAUCCCUCCAGGAGGUGGAGUUGGCGGUGGAGGCGGAGGAAGUGGUGGACGAGGCUCGUCCCCUAGUGUAUCCGGAAUAGCUGCACCCUCGCCAUCCCCAUCUCAAUCACAUUCGUCGCCAUAUGACUUGAGACGCAAGAGUCCGCCUCAUCCAGAUCCAGCGCCUGGCACGAGUUCUGCUCUACCGCCAUCAGGUGGUAGCGGUAUAGCCUCUACGGUUGGUUCCUCUUAUCUACCAGCGAGGAAACGACCUAGACGAACUUGUUCGCUGUCAACAGAUGGUAUAAACACAAACACAGCGGCGCAUUACCUCCAAUACGAGCUGCCAGAUGAGGUGUUGCUCACGAUAUUCAAUUAUCUUAUGGAGCAAGAUCUUUGUCGAGUCUCACAAGUUUGCAAGCGUUUUCAAGCGAUUGCGAACGACACAGAGCUGUGGAAGUCGCUGUAUCAACAAGUCUACGAGUACGAUCUGCCUCUGUUUAAUUCGGGGCCGUGUAAAUUCGAAUUUGUAUCACCGGACGAAUCCGAGUAUCAAAAUCCGUGGAAGGAGAGCUUUAGGCAGCUAUACCGAGGCGUACACGUGCGCCCCGGCUUUCAGGACUUGAAAUUCAAGGGUCGCAAUUUACCGUACUUCAACACAGUUCAAGGCGCGCUGGACUACGUGGAUGAGUACAGGAGCAACAGUAGCAACUCGUCGAGCGGCAGCACGGCUGCGGGCGGGCAGGGUUGCUGUAACAAUAGUAAUUCGCAAACAAACGGGGAGGACACAUCUUCUCAGCAUUUAGUCUUCUUACAUGCUGGCACAUAUAGGGGCGAGUUUCUCGUAAUUGACAGCGAUGUAGCGUUGAUAGGUGCCGCGCCAGGUAAUGUCGCGGAAUCGGUCAUUCUCGAACGUGAAAGCGAAUCGACAGUCAUGUUUGUGGAAGGUGCUAAACGUGCGUACGCUGGGCAUCUGACAUUGAAGUUCACACCCGACGUCACUAGUACAGUGCCUCAUCACAAACAUUAUUGUUUAGAGGUGGGCGAAAAUUGUAGUCCUACCAUCGACCACUGCAUCAUCAGGAGCUCUAGCGUUGUGGGUGCAGCUGUUUGCGUGUCAGGCGUGGGGGCGAAUCCACUAGUAAAGAAUUGCGAUAUAUCCGAUUGUGAGAAUGUCGGCCUUUAUGUGACUGACUAUGCACAGGGCACUUAUGAAGAUAACGAAAUCUCGCGGAAUGCGUUGGCUGGAAUUUGGGUAAAAAACUAUGCGAAUCCCAUUAUGCGCCGUAAUCACAUCCAUCACGGUCGUGACGUUGGAAUAUUUACAUUCGACAACGGGCUCGGAUACUUCGAAGCCAAUGAUAUUCACAAUAAUCGAAUAGCGGGCUUCGAGGUUAAGGCUGGCGCGAAUCCGACGGUUGUUCACUGUGAAAUUCAUCACGGCCAAACCGGUGGGAUUUAUGUUCACGAAAACGGUCUGGGACAGUUUAUCGAUAACAAGAUACAUUCGAAUAACUUUGCCGGUGUCUGGAUCACGUCGAACUCGAAUCCAACUAUUCGGCGGAACGAGAUCUACAACGGCCACCAAGGUGGAGUGUACAUUUUCGGCGAAGGUAGAGGUCUGAUCGAGCACAAUAAUAUCUACGGCAACGCGCUUGCCGGCAUACAAAUUAGGACGAAUUCCGAUCCGAUAGUUCGACACAACAAGAUACAUCACGGUCAGCACGGCGGGAUUUACGUGCACGAGAAAGGCCAGGGCCUAAUAGAGGAAAAUGAAGUCUACGCCAACACUUUGGCAGGCGUGUGGAUCACGACUGGUUCGACGCCGGUUUUAAGGAGAAAUCGGAUCCACAGCGGCAAACAAGUCGGUGUAUAUUUCUAUGACAACGGUCAUGGAAAAUUGGAGGACAAUGAUAUUUUCAAUCAUUUAUAUUCAGGAGUACAAAUAAGGACUGGCAGUAAUCCAGUAAUACGCGGCAACAAGAUAUGGGGCGGUCAAAACGGCGGUGUUCUUGUGUAUAAUAGUGGCUUAGGUUUACUCGAACAAAAUGAGAUUUUCGAUAACGCAAUGGCUGGCGUUUGGAUUAAAACCGAUAGCAAUCCAACCCUUAAACGGAACAAAAUAUUCGACGGGCGAGACGGCGGAAUCUGUAUAUUUAACGGGGGCAAAGGUGUUUUGGAGGAAAACGAUAUCUUUCGCAAUGCGCAAGCGGGUGUACUCAUUUCGACACAGUCGCAGCCAAUCUUGAGGAGAAAUCGGAUUUUCGACGGAUUGGCAGCUGGCGUUGAAAUAACCAAUAAUGCCACUGCCACGUUGGAAUUCAAUCAAAUAUUCAAUAAUCGAUUCGGUGGCUUAUGUUUAGCGAGCGGGGUACAACCGACAACUAGAGGCAAUAAAAUAUUUAAUAAUCAAGACGCGGUGGAGAAAGCGGUUGCAAAUGGCCAAUGUCUGUACAAAAUCUCGUCGUACACUUCCUUCCCCAUGCAUGACUUUUACCGUUGUCAAACGUGCAACACGACAGACCGUAAUGCGAUAUGCGUUAAUUGUAUAAAAACUUGUCAUGCUGGUCACGACGUAGAAUUCAUCAGACACGAUCGAUUCUUUUGUGAUUGCGGUGCCGGAACGUUGAGCAAUCAAUGUCAGCUGCAGGGCGAGCCUACGCAAGACACCGAUACGUUAUAUGAUAGUGCGGCGCCCAUGGAAUCGCAUACACUUAUGGUCAACUAGGAAUUAACCUAAAAUAAUUUAAACAAUCAAACAAUGUUAGAGCCAUAAGUCCAGUAAUAUUGCCGGCACAAGCGGUAAGCCGAGUUCUUUAUUAUGAUCUUUACAUUGCUUCAUUAUAUUAUAAUUGUUAUUCUUUAAAAAAAGAAUAGUCUUGUAUGACAAAUUGCUUUAUCACAAAGAUAUUUUGUUAUUGUUAAUAUGUAACACUAUAGUACUACGUCAAUAUUAUAUUAUUUCAUUUCUUUCUCUUAUCGAAAUCGCUAUUUCUAAUUUUCAUAUUAUUCAUUAUGAUUUUUUUGUCUUAUUUUUUAAAAAGUUUAUUUCAGAAUUCUUGUUACGUCAUCCGUUUGAAACGGUUAACAUAUUUUUACGGAUAAAUUACCUAUUCGCUAAUUUCCAUAUAUUUUAUUUUGAGCUUUGGUCGAUCAUUAAUUUCUUUUCUAUAGUUUAAAAUUUAUAGGACGAUUGUUUUAGAUGCAUUUUAUAUAUUACAAAUUUUAUUGCAAAUGUUAUUAUCUCUCUUUGGUUGAUUCUUGUUGAAGAAUUUUUAGAAAGAAAGAUUAUACAUUUCUUUCUGAAAUGAAAAUUAAUAAGGAACUCGGCGAUUGAAUCGCCAAGGAACGGUAGUAAUGAAAUAACAAAGAAAAUCCUCAUAUGUAAAACACGCAGUAUAAUAUUAGAUAUAUCAAAUUAAUUUAAAUGUGUAAACGAGGGAAACACUAGGCUAAUUGUAAAUUGAACUUCUUACGUGAUCCUUUUUAUCGAGGUUCUGCAAUUCCCGAAAUCUUCGUAUGACGCAGUGCUGAGCCAUGUAAAAUCGAGCGUGGAAAGAAACAUGUAUACGCCAUAAGGCCGUCUUCACAUACAUCAUUUCGUGACAUAGGUCGUUUUGAGGUCUCGUAAUACGCCCUAAUAAACUGCUUAAAACUCUAACAACAGCCGCGAUAACGUAGAUAAGACGAAUGUAAGUUCACACAGUGUGAAACAGUGUAUCCGGUAUGUAAAUUGUGUAUAUCGAACGCGAAGCAACGUUAAGAGUGGGUAAUGCAUAUAUUACCUGCUCUUGAGCAAAAGCAUCAACACCAUAAUAAAAGAGCGUAAAGUAUAUAAAUAAAAUUUGCACUCGACAGUUAUAAUAGGAGACUUAUACCAGUUAAUAAUUAUACCAGUGUAUAAAGAGACGCAAGCAGUGCGUGUUGAGUGUCACACUCGUCGGGAUCGUAAAACUAAAAACGUUAAACACAGGAAAAGAUCAGGAAAAAAAAGGGAAAGAACCGUAAAACCAACACGUCACGGAACCUCAUGAUCGUUAACAUACUAACAAGUGCAACUUCAUUGAUGGGCUUGUCGAAUCUGUGCGGUACAAAUUUCGAGGAAGAAAACGAAGAAAGAGGAGCGUGGACAUCAGCACGAUGAAGAUCUGUAAGAGACAUACCGAAACUAAUGUCUAAAAUAUGUGAUAUACAAAACUCACACAAGUGGAAUAAAUCAAAAUGAAGAUAAACAUUCUGCUAAUUUUUCGACGUAAACGUACCUCGUAAUUAACGCGUAACGGUUCCAUUAAUCGCAGUGGUGAAUUAUGUGAUGGUCCUAAGUUGCCCCGAUGGGCGAAGUGCAUAAUAAGGACGAAGUAAAUAUUCAAAGUUAAAUUAUAAAAACUAAAACGGAAAGAAUGGAAAAGUGUGUUGCGUACACGCGGAUGUGCGACGAUGUAUACCAGUGAAAAAUGAAAAAACGAAAUAGAGGAAGUUAAACGUUCGAAAUGUACUGUCCGAGGAACAGUUUUUAAAAAGUAAUCUCGAAUUUUUCAGAGUAAUCCGAUUUUUUUAAUUAUUACGUUAGUGGGUAAAAGAAGUCUAAUCGCAUUAUUGUAACUGUAAUUUUUCCGGGAGCGGUGCGCGCGCUCCCGUGCGAGAAAAGGAAGCGCCUAUUAGCGAUAUAAUUUUAGACCGAGAAAUCACCUUUAUUUACGCAAAUGAUACACAUAUAUAAAUAAGUAGAGAAGAACGUGAGGCAUCACUGUCGUAAAUUUUGUUCGAAAUUAAUAAUAUAAUUCGUUAUCGUAUGUAAGCGGUAUCUUUUAUAUGUUGUAUGCGGAAGCGCAUGAAAAUUGUUCUUGAGCUUACCGACCCGGCAGAGUAUUGUAUACAAUGUCAUAUUAUAUAUAUAUAAUGUUGUA
Messenger RNA from Linepithema humile (Argentine ant), 5341 nucleotides. RefSeq names its product F-box protein 11 (gene FBXO11). The record is from RefSeq and is a predicted model, not a curated record. Gene Ontology annotation, molecular function: protein binding; zinc ion binding. NCBI's taxonomy places the organism in Eukaryota, Metazoa, Arthropoda, Insecta, Hymenoptera, Formicidae. Gene Ontology annotation, biological process: regulation of apoptotic process; ubiquitin-dependent protein catabolic process.